Molecule: messenger RNA, 2834 nt
Organism: Oreochromis aureus
Lineage: Eukaryota; Metazoa; Chordata; Actinopteri; Cichliformes; Cichlidae
Gene: caska
Product: calcium/calmodulin-dependent serine protein kinase a
Exons: 14
Coding region: 79-1521 (480 amino acids)
Biological process (GO): regulation of neurotransmitter secretion
Cellular component (GO): cell-cell junction; plasma membrane; basolateral plasma membrane
Molecular function (GO): signaling receptor binding
Source: RefSeq, a predicted model, not a curated record
GUACUGGAAGAGAUCUCCUGCUACCCAGAGAAGCACGAAGCUAAGGAACUCAGACGGAUACUAACCCAGCCACAUUUCAUGGCAUUGCUGCAGGCCCAUGACGUAGUGGCCCACGAGGUUUACAGUGACGAGGCUCUGCGGGUGACACCUCCACCCACCUCACCCUUCCUGAACGGAGACUCCCCCGAGAGUGCCAACGGAGACAUGGACCUGGAGAAUGUCACCAGAGUCCGUCUGGUCCAGUUUCAGAAGAACACAGAUGAGCCAAUGGGUAUCACAUUGAAGAUGAACGAAUCAAACCACUGCAUCGUCGCAAGGAUAAUGCACGGGGGGAUGAUCCACAGACAGGGAACAUUGCAUGUUGGAGAUGAGAUCAGGGAAAUCAACAGCAUCAGUGUGGCCAACCAGACUGUAGAGCAGCUGCAGAAGAUGCUGCGAGAGAUGCGCGGCAGCAUCACUUUCAAAAUAGUACCAAGCUACCGGACGCAGGGCUCAUCCUGUGAGGACCUGCCAUCUACCAUCCAGCCCAAGGGUCGACAGAUUGUAUCCAGACCUCCAAUCAAGGACAAAAUGUCAGUGAAGAUCUACGUGAGGGCCCAGUUUGAAUAUGACCCCUCCAAGGAUGAGCUCAUCCCCUGCAAGGAGGCCGGCAUUCGCUUCCGUGUGGGCGACAUCAUCCAGAUCAUAUCCAAGGAUGAUCACAAUUGGUGGCAGGGCAAGCUUGAGAACACUAAAAAUGGCACAGCCGGCCUCAUCCCGUCACCAGAACUACAGGAGUGGCGGGUGGCGUGUAUAGCCAUGGAGAAGACGAAGCAGGAGCAGCAGGCCAGCUGUACCUGGUUUGGCAAGAAGAAAAAGCAGUACAAAGACAAGUAUUUGGCAAAGCACAACGCAGUGUUUGACCAACUAGACCUUGUCACAUAUGAGGAGGUUGUGAAGCUUCCUGCUUUCAAGAGGAAAACACUAGUUUUGUUAGGCGCUCAUGGAGUGGGCAGGAGACAUAUUAAGAACACCCUUAUAACCAAACACCCUGACAGAUUCGCCUACCCCAUCCCACACACAACCAGACCUCCAAAGAAGGAUGAGGAGAACGGCAAGAACUACUACUUCGUUUCCCAUGACCAGAUGAUGCAGGACAUCAGCAACAAUGAGUACCUGGAGUAUGGCAGCCACGAGGAUGCAAUGUACGGGACGCGCUUGGAAACCAUUCGCAAGAUCCACCAGCAGGGGCUCAUCGCCAUACUGGACGUUGAACCUCAGGCCUUGAAGGUCCUGCGGACGGCCGAGUUUGCCCCGUACGUCGUGUUCAUUGCUGCACCAACCAUCACACCAGGCAUUAAUGAGGACGAGUCACUCCAGCGGCUGCAGAAAGAGUCGGAGAUCCUGCAGAAGACCUACGCACACUACUUCGACCAGACCAUCAUCAACAACGAGAUUGACGAGACCAUCAGGCACCUGGAGGAGGCCAUUGACCUGGUGUGCACCACCAGUCAGUGGGUCCCUGUGUCCUGGGUGUACUGACCCGUAACAUCUCAUCCGCCUUCGCGCUCUCUCCCCCUCCCUCCUCCACUUCCCGCCAGCAACACCUCGGCCGUCUUGCCCUCUUCAUAACUACAACACCGACACAGAAGACAUUAAUAACAGAAGCCGACAGGACAGCCCUCUCUACACUGCACUCGAUCGGAACCGACUCAGCGUACUGUGAAAGCGUAACAGCAUUCAAGCGUCGGACUCUUGCCCUCGCAGACGACCUAGUCUCAUAGUGUUGUAUAAAAACCGAGUAAAAGUGAAUAUUGUCAUGUCUGUACUAGCUAGGAGGCAACAUUUUUGUAGAUGUUUGUUUUAAAGAGACAGUACUGCGUCCCGUCCUCUCAUGUUGGUGCACCUGCAGUAACCCUCCCAUCAUGGCUGUUGGAGAAAGACACAGUCUAUCAGCAGAUGCAGUAAAAGCACACACACUGCGAUGUCUUUCAUCUGUAGAUGUUUUUUUUGUUUGUUUGUUUUUUCCCCCCUCUCCAGCUGUUAGUGCAGUCAUACGCACCUUUGGACUACUGGGUACUGUCUCUUCUAAAUAAAUCCAUAAAUGUUUUUAGAGAUUUGAAUGAGGUUAUCAUGCAUGUGGACAUUUGCAAGCUUCCAUGCUGUCAGUCAGUGUUCCCCGUGUCCCUCUGUAAACCCUCCAAGAAUUAAAAGAAGACAAAAAAUAUAUAUAUUACCAGAAAGAAAUAAAAAAUGAAAACAUUCCAGCUGUUUGGAAAAGUGAACUCAACCAAAAGGAAAAAAAAAAAAUUUAAAAAUAAAUCAAGAGUGACUGAGCCAGAUGUUGACUUGACACCUAUGCACAUCCCUUGCAUUUCAGGUGAUGUUUCUAAAUUUCUAGAAUUAUCGACCAUGUAAGUGAGAUGUGUUUGUAUUUUUAAAAAAGAUAACAGGAAAAAAAAAAAAGGAAGAAAUCUAAUAAAAGUUUUGAUUUUUUUUUCUCUUUGAUUUAUCGUACACCUGGUUCAACAUUUGCCAUUUCCAAACUGUGAUGUCCAAGAGUGUAAGUGUUUCAAUCCAGUUUCAAAAGCAGCAAGAGAUGAGAUCUGUCCUGAAACUGAAACCGUGUGCAAAGCAAGUGCAAGUGCACGCUUUACUUUGUGCAGAGCUGACGGCUUCACAGAGGAUGACGAGGCUGUGCGUGCCGCUGAAUAACCACAUACAGUAUAUGAAUAUGACUGCCCCUUGGGUGUAAAUGACUCCACAAUGAUGCAGGUUCUUCGGUAUGAACAGUUUUUAAAAAAAAAUAUAUUUCCUUUUAUGUGUUGGAAAAUUAAACUUGGACUGUCUCUUCA